Molecule: messenger RNA, 1728 nt
Organism: Cyclocybe aegerita
Lineage: Eukaryota; Fungi; Basidiomycota; Agaricomycetes; Agaricales; Hemipholiotaceae
Source: the annotation of a GenBank genome assembly
AUGCGUAAUGCGGAGUCGCGUCCAGAAUCGCCAUCAUGUGAUCUGCUUUAUGACAAGUCUGGCUCUCAGCAACGACAGCACCUAUUCAUAUUCCCCUCCACCACAACCCAUAUCCCUUCCCAGCAUAUCCGAGCCCCAUCCAUGGCCGCCGCCUCCCGCCGGGUCAGUCCCGCGCCUCGGAGGGUAGUCGCCAUCAAACAUUCCGACGGAGAGCCUCUGACUCGGGCAGACAUACAGUACGACUUCCUCAACGCCGUGUUCAGCGACACGCAUGAGGUCUUCUCCAACCCCUACCUACCUGUGACCGCUGAGCAGGGGAAGAAGAUAUCCUUCCGAGACCUGUAUAUCAAAGCUAUUCUCAAUUCGCCGAAGGCCACCAAGGCCCUCAAAGACAAGAUGGCGGAGCCGUCCACUUUUGCGCUUGACUUUGCGAUGCUUUCAUUGUUGGUUAACGUAGGACGCGUGAACACUACCAUGAGUUUCUUUCCCGAAAUGAAGACCGCAAUCCGCACAUAUCACCCUAUCCCCUCGCUCCAACGAACCAAUGGAAACAUGCAGGAUGCCCCACGAAUCAAGCAUAUACUCAAGAUGAGUUUGCUAUCUGAUGAGGCGAAGAAUCCUCCCUCCAGUCUAGCUGAUCUCCUCGCUCGAUGCAAAGCUGGGACAACUCCUUCCACAAGCAUCACGAACUUGAUCUUCGUUCUUGCCCAUCACACAGGAGCUGUUGGACAAGCCCACCUACAAAGUCAUGUUGACUUCCUCGACCUUUUUCUUCGUUCGGACAUCUCAUCGGCGUCCCGUGCACGCGCAUUUCUUUGGCUAUGUUACAACUACCUAGAGUCUCCGUCGUUGGAGGACGACUACGACGAUGAGCCUGUUCCCAACCCGUUCUCAGACCCUACAAAGAACUCUGCUCCAACACUCUCCUUCCUGACAGCGGAUGAGAGGAAGCAAGAGAACCAAGAGUCGGCGGAAGACCUUGUCCUCACUGAAAGACUUGUUAUCCAAAGAACUCGGAUUGUCCAAAGCUAUAACACCAAAGGGAGCCUUAAAGGACUGCAAACCAAGGCUCCCGCCAGCGAUAUCAUUGCCGGAGACGACGAGGAGCUUUCGGUGGCCGUUUCUGACGGCCCCACGACGAAAGGCAAGCGUCCCGCGUUUACGAUAUCGAUCAAGGGCAGGGGCAAACGUGCCGCCAAUGCUGCUAAAGAGAAGCGGCCCACGCCUUUGAAGGAAAAGCCUAAGGAAAGAGAGCCGAUGACGCUCGUUCCGGAUUUUGACGACGAUGAUAAUGUUAUUGAAGCCUUCGUCAAACAGCGCACCCUGUCGCUUAAGGCACUCAGUGGCCAUGACCAGCUGGAUCAUCCUUUAGGUCGGUUUUCGUCCCAUUCUGGAGUAAAUGGCCACGCGGACCAUGCACAUCGUCAUCGUUACUCGCCGUACGGGGCCACCUCCCCUCAACGCUCUCGCUUUGGGCACUCUCAUCUCUCGCACCCUCGUACCAUGCUCCAGCAGGCAUGGCAUGUCAUCACAUCGACGGAUUCACUGGCGGACUCGGAUGAUGAAGGAUGUGAUGCUUACGCCCGAGAAGAUUACAGUGAGUGGCUGUCCACACCAACAAUGCCGAUUCUCAAACCAGGUGUAGUCCAACGGUUGAGAGUAGUCAGCCGUCUAUCUCAGCAGCAGUGGCUGGAUUACCCUACCGACAUGGAUAUCGAUUCUUUUUGA